Molecule: messenger RNA, 204 nt
Organism: Schistosoma rodhaini
Lineage: Eukaryota; Metazoa; Platyhelminthes; Trematoda; Strigeidida; Schistosomatidae
Source: the annotation of a GenBank genome assembly
AUGGAUGAUGAUGAUGAUGAUGAUGAUGAUGAUGAUGAUGAUGAUGAUGAUGAUGAUGAUGAUGAUGAUGAUGAUGAUGAUGAUGAUGAAAAAAAAACAACAACAUCAUCUACUACUACUACUACUACUACUACUACUACUACUACUACUACUACUACUACUACUACUACUACUACUACUACUACUAACACAUUACUAAUUUAA